AUGCGGAAACAAAUGAAACCAGAUAAAGAAGCGGAGUUCAGCUACACAGGGGCGACAGGGCCACAGAACUGGGGAAGCUUGGCCUCUGCUUUCGCCACCUGCUCCUCCGGCAAAUCCCAGUCUCCCAUUGACAUCGUCAAAGACGCCGCCGUUCACAACCCGACUUUGAAAGCCUUGAACCGCCUUUACUCCCCCGCUAAUGCUACCUUGGUCAACUCUGGCGCCAGGAUUGGGAUUCAUUAUGAGCGAUAUGCAGGAGCUUUGGUUAUAGACGGCAAGAACUACACCCUCAAACAAAUGCACUGGCAUUGCCCUUCUGAGCACCGCAUCGACGGUGUCCAAUACCCAGCAGAGCUUCAUUUGGUGCACAUGGCCGCCGAUGGCAGCGCGUCAGUGGUGGCCAUCCUCUUCCGCUAUGGCAAAGAAGAUCCUUUCCUCACUAAGAUAAAGGAGGGAUUAGAGGCGCUGACAAAGGAGAAGUGCGAAGGUGGGGAGGAAGCUCACAUCCCACUGGGCGAGUUAGACGCUAAGAUCCUCCGCAAGAACACUCGCAAGUACUUCAGAUACGUCGGCUCCCUCACCACCCCUCCUUGUUCCGAGAACGUCACUUGGAACAUCCUUGGCAAGAUAAGGACAAUCUCAAAAGAACAGGUGGAAGCUCUGAAGUCUCCACUGGCUUCACCAUUCCAGAGCAACUGCAGGCCUGUGCAGCCCCUCAAUGGCAGAAGCGUCCACCUCUAUGAUGAGCUCAGCCAUUAAUUACUUACAAUAUUUAUAUAUAAAAAUUAUAUAUAUAGCCAUAAUCCAUCUCUUCUAAGUUCAAGUAUUUUCAGUGUGGAGAGAAAAGUAGCUUUUAAUUCUAAGCUACUUAAUUAAAACAUAUGUAUGUUUUUUUAUUUGAUUAAUUGUGCCCACAUUUGUAUA
Malania oleifera is the source of this 924-nucleotide messenger RNA. Its product is annotated as alpha carbonic anhydrase 1, chloroplastic. The transcript is spliced from 5 exons. NCBI's taxonomy places the organism in Eukaryota, Viridiplantae, Streptophyta, Magnoliopsida, Santalales, Ximeniaceae. The record is from RefSeq and is a predicted model, not a curated record. Gene Ontology annotation, molecular function: carbonate dehydratase activity; zinc ion binding. The coding region runs from base 1 to 759 and encodes 252 amino acids.